Messenger RNA from Galdieria sulphuraria, 828 nucleotides. RefSeq lists its product as hypothetical. Bases 462 to 776 code for a protein of 104 amino acids. The record is from RefSeq and is a predicted model, not a curated record. The transcript has a single exon. Lineage: Eukaryota; Rhodophyta; Bangiophyceae; Galdieriales; Galdieriaceae.
GUCCUGCAUGGCUCGGGCUCCGGUGUACUUUGAGAACUUUAACACUGCUCGUUGACCAUAUGGUCGAGCAGACACUGCAACUACAUCUUCUGGAUUAUCCACAGCGACAAUAACCCUUGCUGCGAGCUGGAUCUUUUGCCAAGUUUUACCUAAAUCUAUAAUAUGGACGCCGUCUUCACGUCUUGCGUAGACGUAUGGACUCAUCAGAACAUCACAGUUUUUGGUUCCGAUGUGAGUAGAACAAACAAGCAUUUUUUGAAUGUCCUCUUGUUUUGAAGCAGUAACGACUCCAGCUGUCAUGACUUCCCAACUUGAACACCGUCGCCGUAGAAUCCAAUAAAAUUUAGAUUCUUUCUUUGAUGAGUCUUCGUUUCUUGUUGCAGCCGCCAUCAAGCUCUUGUAAAGAAUUCUAUUGUAGAGGUAAAAUAGAAGUUGUCAAGACGUGAUAUCUUAUCUUCAAUAUGUCGGAAUUUCAUAUGGGCGACAUCUUGCUCGGGAAACAGAAACUACGGGCUUGUGUCUCUUUACAGAUCGACGCUUCGAUAUCGGAAGCACUUUUAAGUCAAGGCAUAGGUAAGCAGUGUCUUGACGAAACUUUGUUGACUGAUUCCCGUUCAGUAUUGUAUUUUAGUUUUCCCAUAUAUUACCUGAACGUCAAUAUUGAGUUUCUUUCUGCAGUGACUGAUUUGGCACUGUUUGUGUGGAAGGUUUGCAAUAUUGAAAUGUUGAGUUUGACUAGACUACUACUGAAUCCGCUUCCCUACUAUACCGGCUAACAUCAUUUUUAUGGCCAACGAAUCUUUCGUAAAGACCAAACUCAAGAUACGA